Molecule: messenger RNA, 1456 nt
Organism: Linum trigynum
Lineage: Eukaryota; Viridiplantae; Streptophyta; Magnoliopsida; Malpighiales; Linaceae
Source: the annotation of a GenBank genome assembly
GGUUUCGAGAAAAGUCAGCAUGAAGCCACACUGUUCAUCAAGACAACUACAAAAGGAUCACUGCUUGUUAGCAUCUAUGUAGAUGAUGUAUUUUACACUGGUACAAGCACUGAAAUGGUAGAAGAGUUCAGAAGAUCAAUGGAGGCUGAGUUUGAAAUGACUGAUCUGGGGAAGAUGAAGUAUUUUUUGGGAGUAGAAGUAAUGUAGAGAGAAGCUGGCAUCUUCAUUUCACAACAGAAGUAUGCAAAAGAGGUCCUGAAGAGGUUUAAUUUGGCUGAGUGUAACUUUGUACACAAUCCCAUUGCUCCUGGAACUAAGCUAACUAAAGUUGGGGAUGGCUGUUUGGUGAAUGCUACUGAGUACAAGCAACUUAUUGGCAGCCUGCUGUACAUCACAGCCACACGACCAGAUUUGAUGUUUGUUGUGUGUUCUUUGAGCAGAUACAUGGAGGCUCCCACGAGGCAACAUCUACUGGCAGCCAAAAGGAUCCUAAGAUACUUGAAAGGAACUCAGGGCUAUGGCAUCUGGUACAAACAAGGAAGUGGAGAAGACUGUCUGAUGGGCUUCACAGACAGUGAUUAUGCAGGAGAUUCUGAUGAUAGAAAGAGCACUAGUGGGUACAUUUACUUUCUUGCAGGAGGGGCAGUAUUCUGGGCUUCCAAAAAGCAGCUUGUUGUUACUUUGUCUACCACAGAAGCAGAAUUUGUGGCAGCUGCAUACUGUGUUGCCCAAGGGGUAUGGCUAAGGCGAAUUCUUGCUGACAUUGGAUGGAAGUCGAGUGUGGAGAAAGGGACUGUCAUCAUGUGUGAUUACAGCUCUACCAUCAAGCUGUCCAAGAACCCUGUUCUCCAUGGAAGAAGCAAACACAUCGAUGUCAGAUUUCAUUUUUUAAGGGAACUGGUCAGAGAUGAAAUUGUGGAGCUCAGGUAUUGUGGCACUAAGGAGCAAGUGGCUGAUAUAAUGACAAAGGGUCUGUCUUUGGAGGCAUUCUGCAGGCUAAGGGAAGAACUUGGUGUUUGUGAUGUUUUUGGAAGUGAAGAGGGCAUUAAUGAUGAACUGAAGCCUGCUGCUGAGGUGCUUCAGUUCAGGGGAGGAUAAUGUUGGAAGAAGUCCUGGUUGAACAAGGAUUCCGCUCAGCUCUCGGAUUCAAAGAGUCAGGCGCCAAAAUUUGAAGGUUGUUCAAUGCUGGAGAAUGCGGCGCCGUUUGGUUUAUGUUAAAUAAGCAAUGUUGCGUUUUGCAUUAUUGCAGAGUCAGUCUUUGUUUUUUGUUUUGUUGCAUUUUGGUCCUCGAGCAGUGAGUCAAAGCUGUUGAGCUUUUCCAGCUCAAUUUGUUUGAGUAGUUAGUAGUGGCAGCGGGUUUCCUGGUCAGUGGAACGUUGGAGCAGUAGUUAGUCGAGUCAAUCUCAAUUUCCUAUAUGUACUUUGCUUCUCAUCUCAAUAAGAUUUGUCAGAUUGC